AUGAUUAGCCUUUUCAUUCUAGGUCUCGUUGAUUUGAUACUCUGUUAGAAUAGAUUUUAUUACCAUGACCCGAGUAAUGACAUUACAAAACCAAGAACUCACGCCAAGAUCUCUGAUAGCGACACUCAUUUCGAUUUUUACUUUGAGUUUAGCGAAGAUAAGAAGGAAGUGAUAAUGUUCAUAGAGAUAGAUAAAAUUAGUUAUUUUUCAUUGGGACUUGGAAAAUCCAUGUCAGAUGGAGAUUUAUGGGUAUUUGAAGUUUACGAAAAUGUGAUAACUGUUAACGAUUCUUAUUGUGAGAAACAUGGAAGACCUCCAACUGAUGUUUCCUUAGGAGGGACAGACGAUUUGUAACUCUUGGGUUACUACUACAAUUAGAAUGGCAAAACAGGUGUGAAGUUCAAGAGAUCAGUUAAAACAGGUAUCCACAUCAAUCUAAAUAUGUUAGGCGACAAAUAUGACAAAGACUUAGUGGAGGGAGAAGCAGUGGAGUUCAUAUGGGCUCACGGUAAGACGGAGGCUAAUAUCACAUUGUCCAACCAUGGGAAUGUGAACAGAGGAGCUGUGGUAUUGAAUUUCACCGAUGAUGGAGGCAGCAACGAUGUCAUUAUAGUGGAUGGAGACAACACCUAUUACAUUCACAAAUGGACAAACUUUGCCUGUUGGGGCAUAGCAAGUGAUGUUGCGAUAAUUGUUGGAAGGUAUUACAAGACCUGGGGAUAUCGAACAUAUCUCCAUGGGUUCUUGUUCAUCUUGAUAGUGACGAGUUCCAUCACAACAGCCAUGAUGAUGUUGAGUACAGAUUGGGCUAUUUUGGAAUGGAGCAACUUUAAGGAAUAAUCCAUUAAAAAUCAAUUCCAUAUUAUCAUUUUUAUGAUUGUGGCAAUAUUUAUGAUUGCAUAAAGCAUUGGAGGCGUUCUCUAUAAUUUAAUGUUAAGUUCAUUGAAGAUUAACCAAAAGGUCUCAGUCAAACCCUCCAUUCAUGCCAUUUUAGGCAAUGUCGUAUACACACUCGGCAAAUUACAAAUCAUAGCAGGUCUCUUCAUGGACAACGAUGUUAGACUCAUGUUGAUUUUGGGAGCUGUUUUCACCACUCGCCUUAUAUUGGAAAUCCUGUAUCAAAAGGGUAGUUUGGUUAGUGUAGUCAUGACUGGAAAAGACUCGCAUUCCAAUAAAGUGUAUGAGGAGGGUUAAAAUCGCUUAUUGGAUAUCAACAGUAGUCAGCAAGAUGACAGUUUCGAAAAGAAUUCUUCAAAAUUAUGGUGCAUCUAUAAGAACCAAGUCGUUGAAUUGUCACAGAUGAUUCAUCCAGGUGGCAAUUACAUUUGGAAACUUAUUUAAGGCCAAGAUGUUACUCGAUAUAUUAUAGGAGCUUACUCUCUUGAUUAACUCAAACUCCAAGCCUACAAACACAGCAUCUACACUCUCAAGAUAUUGGAAUAAUAUGUUACAGGUAUCUAUGUCAUUCCAGAUCCAGAAUUCUUUGUCAAUAAAGCUAAUAGAAGAGUAGUCAAAUAAUUAGAGGAAACAUGGAAAUUGAAUACAGUUAAUCCCUAUACUGAUUAAGUUGCUUACUUCGGAUUUGUUAAUGAAAAGUAUCAAUUCAAAAAUACUUUAUCUGGUCUCCAAACAUUUGGCCAAUACUUUGUAAUCACAUCCUAAGAGGAUUCAGCUAUUUCUACUAGAUAGUACACCAUGGUCUUAAGUAUGACUUAGCAAAGGAUCAAGUAUAGAAAGGACAUAUCGGAACUCUUUAAAAAGAUUCUCUCUUUGCAAAACAUACAGAAGGAAGUUCCAAAAGAGGAAGAAUACUUGUCUGAGUUACCUUUAAUAAUUAAGAAGUAUCAAUCAAAAAAUGGGUUCUCCUCUUUCAUUCAUGACGACAAUCGCAAUGGAGAGUAUCUUAUUCAAGGACCUUAUGGAAAUAAUCUCACUAUUGAAAAUGGCAGUCAUUUAGUGUUCAUUGCAGGUGGCACUGGAUUGUUCCCAUUCUUAGACUUACUUGAAUAUCAACUCAAAAUGACCUAUCAUAACAUACUAUAUAAGUAGUUCGGCUAAGAUGCUGUGUAAUUUAUGAACCCAGGAACAAUUAAGAAUUUCAAAAUCACUCUAUUUCUAGCUGUCAACUCAGCAGAUGAUUUGAUUGGCAAAGACAUCUAUUUCACUUUGUUAUCGUUACAAAACCAAUUGGACACACCCAAUUUCAAAAUGAUCGUCAAAGGAAACUUUAAAUUAAAGGAAUGCGAGAUCAUCCCCCAAAGAUUCAAUGCCUAGAUUUUGAAGUCGUUCCUUGGGGACUUCAAUUCUGUAUCCAAUUUCUUUAUUUGUGGACCACCCACUAUGAAUACUACAACCGAAAAAAUCUUAAGAGAUGUGGGAGUUAAUAACAUAACUGUUCUUUGA
Molecule: messenger RNA, 2403 nt
Organism: Paramecium tetraurelia
Lineage: Eukaryota; Ciliophora; Oligohymenophorea; Peniculida; Parameciidae
Exons: 3
Molecular function (GO): transmembrane monodehydroascorbate reductase activity
Source: RefSeq, a predicted model, not a curated record